AUGAGCAUAGAGCCAAGUGGGAUUGAGUUUAGGCAUUACAAUAACAGAAUUGGAUCUGGUCUGCAUGGGAUGAGUAUUGACAGGAUAAGAACAAAAGGAGCAAAAAUUUAUAGUGCUGCUGUAGCUGCUACAGCUGAUGGUCAUCAGACAGCAAAAGAGGGAGAAGAAAAGAUUUAUGAUGUAAUUAGGUACAGACUACAUCGCAUGAAGCAUAAGCUGAAAGAUGAGUUGGAGAACAAAAACACCCUUCAGGAAUAUAUAUGUCCAAACUGUGGAAAAAGAUACAAUGCUUUGGAUGCUCUGCGGUUAUUAUCGUUUGAAGAUGAGGACUUCCAUUGUGAAAGUUGUGAUGGAAAACUAGAGGUUGAAAUUGAUAAGAUAGCUGCUCAAGAUGGGGGAGAUGGAGAUGAUAAUGCUAGAAGACGACGACGGGAGAAGUUAAAGGACAUGCUUCAAAAGAUGGAGGUUCUUAUCUGA
Molecule: messenger RNA, 477 nt
Organism: Sphenostylis stenocarpa
Lineage: Eukaryota; Viridiplantae; Streptophyta; Magnoliopsida; Fabales; Fabaceae
Source: the annotation of a GenBank genome assembly